Truncatella angustata is the source of this 1072-nucleotide messenger RNA. RefSeq names its product uracil phosphoribosyltransferase. Lineage: Eukaryota; Fungi; Ascomycota; Sordariomycetes; Amphisphaeriales; Sporocadaceae. Bases 252 to 923 code for a protein of 223 amino acids. The transcript has 2 exons. The record is from RefSeq and is a predicted model, not a curated record.
CCCCCAAUCGCAUGCUCCGGCUUACACCGCAGGACAUUGUGCAUACUUGGGCAUUGUUGCUCUUGGACAUCUUUGCUACUUAGGCGCGUGAUGUGAUCUCAAUCUCAACCCAAAAACACUCACACCUUAAGAUCGUUGUUGUGUUCGCAAACUUUCACACUAACUGUACAUUGCCAUUGCCAUCGUCGUCCGUCUCCGUCUGCGUAAACUGUCUCGUGAUAUACCGACUCCCGACCACCACCCAACCCACCAUGUCCGCCCCGCCGCUUCCUUCCAAUGUCCACGUCUCAAGCCACCCCUGCUUGCGGGCGAAGCUCAGUCUGCUGCGAUCGAAACAAACCCAUUCCCGCGAUGUAAAGGGGCUAAUAAACGAGAUCUCUACAAUAUUGGGCGUCGAGGCGCUCGCCACGGCUUUCACAGCAGUCGACGGGCCCAAAGACGAGACCCCGAUAGGCUUCGAGUACACCACGACAACGAUCGAGCCGCAGCAGUUCUCGCUCGUGCCCAUCUUGCGGUCAGGGCUGGGAAUGGUGGAAGCCAUACAGACACUCCUGCCCACUCCAGUCCCCGUGCAUCACCUUGGUCUGUACCGCGAGCCCUCGACGCUGGAGCCGGUCGAGUAUUACAACAAUCUGCCGCAGCACAACGGCGUCUCUGGUCUGGCCUUUAUCCUGGACCCCGUCAUUGCUACCGGUGGUACAUGCGCGGCCGCUAUACAAACGCUGCGUGAAUGGGGUGUGAAGAGGAUCAUCGUACUGAGCGUGAUUGGAGCUGCAGAAGGAAUCAACAGAGCAGCGAAAGAGUGGCCUGAGGGCGUGGAGAUCUGGGUCGCCGGCGUAGAUGCCGACCUGACACCGAACGGUUAUAUCAAGCCAGGUGUUGGUGACGUUGGAGACCGGUUGUUCUUGACAAUUGGCAAAUAAGAAAGCCUUUUGUGAAGUUCUCUCCGAUGCCCGAGCAACCUCCAGUUUGAGUCAGAAAAUUCGCAUUGUCCUCCGGCACUUGUAGGCGCACAGGUCAUAACAGUUUUUCAAUAACAUAGCUCAAACGUCUAGGAAUAUAGAUCACGAGA